CAUUAAAGCAAAAAGAAAAAAUGAGUGUGGUAGAUAGGUAGUAGCUACCAAUUAGCUAGGAAGAGUAAACAUAAACGGGUCCUCACUCCUCAAUCCUCAUGAUGAUCAUUAGGCAUUAGCUGUAAGGAAAGGGAAGCCCAAAUAAGAAUGUCCUACGAUAUAAUAAUCCCAUUUAAUUCCACAAAUUCUAGAAUUUAACCUCUGAUUGGUUAAUUCAUAAGUGUAUAUAAAGCCUACUUAUCUGCACUAUUUUCUCUAUCAUCAUUAUUAUCUCAGCUUUUAUUCUCCACCAUGGAUUUUCUCAGAAAUAUACUUCUUUUUUAUUUCUUGUAUAAUUUGAUGCUCUUUACAUCAAUUAUCUCAGCAAAGCCUGCUAGUUUUCAGCAGGAUUUCAAGGUUACAUGGGCUGAUUCCCAUCUUAAGUUUGUUGAAGGUGGGAAUGCAAUCCAACUUAAGCUCGACCAAUCUUCAGGAUGUGGGUUUGCUUCUAAAUAUAAGUACCUUUUUGGACGUGUGAGCAUGAAAAUCAAGCUUGUACCAGGAGAUUCUGCAGGAACUGUUACUGCUUUUUAUAUGAACUCGGACACAGGCACAAAACGUGAUGAGUUGGAUAUUGAAUUCCUAGGAAACAGGUCUGGACAACCAUACACACUACAAACAAAUAUCUAUAUUAAUGGAAAGGGUGACAGGGAGCAAAGAGUUAAUCUUUGGUUUGAUCCUUCUCUUGAUUAUCAUACUUAUACCAUCUCAUGGAAUCAUUAUAUUACCGUAUUUUUUGUGGACCAAGUUCCCAUAAGAGUAUACAAGAACCAUGAAAGAAGAGAAAUUCCAUAUCCAAAAUCCCAACCAAUGGGAAUUUAUUCAACUUUAUGGGAAGCCGAUGAUUGGGCGACACGUGGAGGUUUGGAAAAAAUUGAUUGGAGCAAAGCCCCCUUUUUUGCUUACUACAAAGACUUUGAAAUAGAAGGAUGUUCAGGAGCACUCUCUUGUGCUGCCUAUCAAGAGUUAACCCCUACUCAAGCAAGAUCGUACCGUUGGAUUCGCGUUAAUCAUAUGGUUUAUGAUUAUUGUGCUGAUAAAUCACGUUUUCCUACUCCUCCUCUUGAAUGUACCGCUGGAAUUUAAUUACAUGUUCUUAUUUUUAUAUUUUGUAAAGAUUGAAAAUAUAUACUUUAUUACUUUCGUUUUGAAAUACUUGUAACUAAUUAUUACAUGUUAUAUGAGAAAAUAUCACUAUCAGUUGCAGGUAUAAUGAAACGAAGAAAUAUAUUUGUAUAAGUGUAAAAUUAAUUGAAUAAUGUGAGUAUUUAAACAUGUUACAAUUAUAAUCCAUAUGAAAUAAACUCUUAUUACAAUAUAUUA
Amaranthus tricolor (Joseph's coat) is the source of this 1362-nucleotide messenger RNA. Its product is annotated as probable xyloglucan endotransglucosylase/hydrolase protein 7. Gene Ontology annotation, biological process: xyloglucan metabolic process; cell wall biogenesis. The coding region runs from base 292 to 1125 and encodes 277 amino acids. The transcript is spliced from 4 exons. Gene Ontology annotation, molecular function: hydrolase activity, hydrolyzing O-glycosyl compounds; xyloglucan:xyloglucosyl transferase activity. NCBI's taxonomy places the organism in Eukaryota, Viridiplantae, Streptophyta, Magnoliopsida, Caryophyllales, Amaranthaceae. Gene Ontology annotation, cellular component: cell wall; apoplast. The record is from RefSeq and is a predicted model, not a curated record.